Molecule: messenger RNA, 234 nt
Organism: Naegleria fowleri
Lineage: Eukaryota; Heterolobosea; Eutetramitea; Acrasida; Naegleriidae
Exons: 2
Coding region: 1-234 (77 amino acids)
Source: RefSeq, a predicted model, not a curated record
AUGACAAAUCCAGCCCCCAAAUACUUUGACAGAACAAAACUCUUCCGUCCAGGCAGAUUCGACUUGGAUACAGGAAAAUCAAAGAUUGGUCUUGCUAUUUCAAUUUUCGGAUUACUCUAUGGUGCUAAUAUGCUUUUUAAUGGGGCUAUUAAACCACUUUAUUAUAAACACUUCAAGCCUUCAACAGAGCAAUAUGUACAAUUCAUGAAGGAAGAAUGGUCAGGAAAGCACUAA